Molecule: messenger RNA, 701 nt
Organism: Diospyros lotus (date-plum)
Lineage: Eukaryota; Viridiplantae; Streptophyta; Magnoliopsida; Ericales; Ebenaceae
Product: 40S ribosomal protein S20-2
Exons: 4
Coding region: 149-517 (122 amino acids)
Biological process (GO): translation
Cellular component (GO): ribosome; cytosolic small ribosomal subunit
Molecular function (GO): RNA binding; structural constituent of ribosome
Source: RefSeq, a predicted model, not a curated record
AAAAAACCCUAGCCCUAACUGAACGUAUAUAUUCGUCCCGCGGGCUACUCGAGCUUCGGAUUGCAUUUGCAUCUGAAGAGGUUGAAGCGGCUCAGUCCCCUCUGCUUAUUGCACCUCUUCUCACACAUCUUCGGAAGGCGAAGAAACAAUGGCGUACGCAGCGAUGAAGCCGACGAAGCCCGGGCUGGAGGAGCCCCAGGAGCAGAUUCACAAGAUCAGGAUCACACUUUCCUCCAAGAACGUCAAGAACCUUGAGAAAGUGUGUGCGGAUUUGGUUCGUGGUGCCAAGGACAAGAGGCUGAGGGUGAAGGGACCUGUGAGAAUGCCCACGAAAGUUCUUCAUAUCACUACAAGGAAGUCCCCUUGUGGUGAAGGAACUAACACGUGGGACAGAUUCGAGCUCCGUGUCCACAAGCGAGUGAUUGACCUCUUCAGCUCCCCGGAUGUGGUUAAGCAGAUCACCUCCAUCACCAUUGAACCCGGUGUUGAAGUUGAGGUCACCAUUGCCGAUUCUUAAAAAGGAGUAGCCUAUUUCUGUCCAACAUGAUCAUGGAAUUGAGAUUUCCAUCAGAACUUCUGUAGCGAGAGUUUUGCAAUUACAAUUUUUGAUAGUUAAAAUGUCAAAGUUUGACGUUUGGAGGCAUAUGACAAAUUCACUGUGUUAAGUUUAAGAAGUUUGAAUGCUCUGUCUUCUUAUAUUC